GUUUCUAUGUGCCACACAGCUAGACCUGGGCUGCGGCACCGAUCUUACCAAAAAUAACGAAACCGGUCUUGGUGCACAUGUCUGUGCUGCUCCCGUCCCCCGCGCCCUCCGAUGGUUUACUCUGUACCCCUUGUCAAAUUGUCACCCCUCCAGGAUGCCUCUUAUCGAACCCUCUCUCCUUUCGGUAUUUCAUUCGGUCGAUGCCACUCGAAUCUCUCCGCCCUCGACUCGUCGACGACAAACCAUUACGCCAUGUGCAGUCUUGUUGGUGUUGAGACCGAAGUAAUCUGAGUUCACAGGCUGAACCGAGUAGGAAGGUGAUCGAUUUGCUUGUCGGCCUUCAAAGGGGCCAGCCAGACAUCAUGAGGAUUGCUUGCUUGCAGUUUAGUCCCCAAGUCGGCGAUGUUGACGAUAAUUUGAACCGCGCCGAUGCGGUUCUGGACCGUGUAGACCCGGAGGAACUCGAUAGUCUCGAUCUACUCGUCCUCCCGGAGCUCGCCUUCACUGGCUACAACUUCAAGUCACUCCAGGACAUUGCCCCCUUCCUGGAAGAAGUCGGGUCAGGCAUCAGUUCGCUGUGGGCGCAGACGACCGCCCUCAAGCACGACUGCACCGUCGUUGUCGGCUACCCCGAGAAGGUCGACGUCUCGGAAAAGUGGCCGGCAUCUCCCGGAUGCUACAACUCAGCCGUCAUCGUCAAUGGCGAGGGCGAUACGGUCGGCAACUACAGGAAGUCCUUCCUCUAUUACACCGAUGAGACCUGGGCUCUAGAGGGCGCAAAUGGCUUCUUUGAAGGCGAGAUACCCAAGCUCGGAAGUGUCGCGUUGGGUAUCUGUACCGAUCUCAACCCCUACAAACUCGAAGCUCCCUGGGACGCCUUUGAGUUUGGCUUCCACAUCUUAAAAUCAGAGGCGAACCUUGUAAUUAUGUCCAUGGCCUGGCAGACGCACCACGACCGCAGUGUCUUCAAUUUCAACCCGGCCGAACCGGACCUCGAGACACUCGUCUACUGGGUUCAGCGGCUCGAGCCCCUGAUCCGUGCCGACACGGAGGAAGAAAUCAUCGUCGUCUUUUGCAACAGAGCCGGCUCCGAGGAGGAAGUUACAUAUACGGGUACCAGCGCUGUUAUUGGCAUCAGGCGAGGCGAGGUUUUUGUCUACGGCGUCCUUGGGCGCGGAGUGGACGAGCUGCUCAUUGUCGACACGGACCAGCCGCCCAUGAGCAAGCUCACGGAUGCCGAUGCCGUUGCGGGGGACGAGGAAGCUGUUGCAGAGGAGAAGAAGGCUCCAGACACGGAGAUCAAAGGCGGCUUGCCGGCGCCCCCAAUUCCGGAAAACCGUCACUCAAGAGAGAGCGAAGUGACUCCGCGUCAUCUCGCGAGCCCAGGACUCUCGAGUCCCCGGCAGCCUACCUCUCCCAGGCUGCCUUGGUUGGCACAACCCACUCAGCCUGGAGAGACGCCCACCGACAACCGCUCUCCAACCCGCCUACAGAUCCCCACCAGACCGCCGGCCGACGAAGUAUACACUGCCAUAGACACCGCCUUCACGGACGACAACAUCAUAAUUGACACUCCUGCCAUGGCGCAUACCCCGGCUUUUGCACGACGGCUGCAGCGCCCCACGUUGACCAUCCCGGCGUCGCCUGGAUGGCGGUUUCCCAGCAAGCAGAGCCCGUACCCGUGGCAGCACCACGACGGAUCCCACUCGUCGGUGUUCGGUGCGGGCGCUACCAUGACGCCCAUCACGCCGUUCGACGAGGACGGCUGGAGUUCGACGCCGAUCGACCAGAAGGCGCCGCCGCAAUGGUUCUGGAGACAUGAGCCGACACUCUCAGCACUGAAAGAGUCGGCCGUGGAGGAAGAAGAGAAGGAAAACGGGUCAGAUUCGCCACAGCAUGUUGCCCUUCCCUCAGCUCAGGAAAGGAAACAGGACGCAUCUGAUGCCAGGACCCAUGAAUCAUCUGACUAUCACACAAGAGCUCAACAAGCAGAACCAGAAGAGCGUGUUAUGGAUUGGAAGACGCAAGAAGGAGGAGAAGAUGUAAGAGAAGAAGGACAAGACCCGGCAGAAGAACGCACCGCACUGAAAAAUGACUGGGCCGACUUAGCGCAUGUGCUCGAAGGGCUCAGAGCGCGGCCCGGUUCGGUCCUAGACGUUAGCUCCUCGCCCGACGACAGGCCCAGCUCGCCCAAGUCGCGUAACGUGUCUCGGUCCUCGAGCCCUUUUCGGUCCCUGGAGCGGUGGGGGCCGAGGUACGGAGGGCAGGAACACGACAACGCCUCCGGCGGUCCCGGCGGGCCAGCAGACGGCGAAGCGGCAAGACCACAUCAAGGACCGCGUCAGUGGCAACGGCAGCGGCAGCGGCAGCCGUCCCGCCUGCGUCACGUAGUAUCUCGCGACGUCGCGGAUGCAGCCAGCUCCCGUGACAUGGAUGACACCACUCCACCGCUGUCGAUCGAUCCUGCUGCAGCAGCAGCAGCAGCAGGAGAAGCAAGGGGAGGGGAACGGGGAGGGAAACGAGGAGGAGUAGAAACUGGGACAGACGGCAUCCCAAUCCAGGACGCCACGACGACGCCCAGUCUGUGCUCCGCGACCUCAGCAACAUCGACGUCGACGUUUAGCGACGACGUGGUAGAGCCUCGUGAUCCUGUCGUCUUUGUCCGGGACGGCGGGGACAGUACUGGCAGCGAUAGCGUCGCCGAUGCUGCGGUCCUGCCUCCUGGUUUGGUGGCAGCCGUGGAGGGGGGAGGCAAGGGAGCUGCGGAUCCCGGGGCGAAUGGGUCGCUUGAGAUGGAGGGCGGAAGCGCGGGGCUGGAGAUCGGCCGACCAGCAGUCCAUGGCUGACGUUGAUGGUCUGAUUUCGGGAGGAUGGAUGACGGAUGGGCAGACAGAUAGAUGGUAGGUUGACGGGCGGGAAAUAAGGGGUAGGAAUAUUCGAUCGAAGUUGGAACGUCCAAAAGAAAGCCCAUGUAUCACAAGAGGUAGGGUUCGGUUUCCAUUACUUGUGAUCUUAACGAUGCGACAUAGCCAUACGUAGAUUGUUUUUUUGGUCUUCUUUACGAGCCACUACUACUUAGUUCGUGAUAUCACCUCUGUGACCAUAGCUUUGCACAUGUAAUGCUGUUUUUCGGGGUGUGAGUUUGCGGCCAAAGGGAGAGGAGGGAAGGGGAAGGUUGGUAGGCUAGUAGGUCGUGUGCUCUAUUUACACUCAACACCUCGUUAUUAGUGUUUCUCCAC
Thermothelomyces thermophilus ATCC 42464 is the source of this 3239-nucleotide messenger RNA. RefSeq lists its product as uncharacterized. The record is from RefSeq and is a predicted model, not a curated record. Lineage: Eukaryota; Fungi; Ascomycota; Sordariomycetes; Sordariales; Chaetomiaceae. Gene Ontology annotation, biological process: protein catabolic process. The transcript is spliced from 3 exons. Bases 363 to 2846 code for a protein of 827 amino acids. Gene Ontology annotation, molecular function: protein-N-terminal glutamine amidohydrolase activity; protein-N-terminal asparagine amidohydrolase activity.